GGCAGGCGACGCUGGGGCGGAAGGAGUCCAGUCAUGUGACCCGUCGCUCUGCUGUCAGGAGCGCAAACAAGCGCCGCAGAGAGCUCGGCGGGAUGGCGGAGGCGGUGAAGCCCCGGAGCCGGGCCAAGAGCAGCCGAGCCAGAGCCAAGGAAAAAAAGAAAAAAUGUGAAGAGGAGGAGAAAGCAGAGCCCGGGGCCUUUCUUACCAGCGCAGCUCGACCUCAAGAAGGAUCUUUUCAGUCCGCUGACCCCCGGGAGGAACGCCCUGCAGAGGCCCGACUCCAAAAUGAAAUGAAAGAGAAAGAAAAUACGAGCGAUGCGAGUAACGUUCCACUGAGUACGUCAUCCCCGGUAGGUGAAGGAUCCUCAGGUGAAACUCAGACGAAGCUUGCGGCACAGGCAGAAGAAUCCAGGCCGAAGGUUUUACAAGAGGAACGUGCUGCAGAGGAAUCAGCUGAUCCUCCGAAUCUUCUUGCAGCGUCCCUUGGGGAAACGAGAACUUGUGGCCUGUCGGAGAGCACUGUCCCUCGCACGCCUUUACCAGUUGGAGCAGAACAGAACCGAGGAGCAGAGAACGUUCAAAAGCCUCCCACGGAGAACCCCAUUGUCCGUUCUUCAGAAGAUGCUCCCGUCACCGUCUCAGCCCCUCACGAGGACAUCAAGGGACACGCCAGGACCUCUGGUUCCAAGAGGCUCUAUCCCGAUCUGGCGUCGGAGUUAUCCCAAGAGAGAGCGCCGGGGCUCGCCACCAAACCGCAGCUCCCGAAGGGGAGGCUGUAUCCGGCGAUCCCGACGGAACCAGAGCUGGCGCCUUUCACCCGGGAGCAGCUGAAACUCUUUGAGCCGGGCUCCUGGCUGGAGAACGUGGACUCCUACGCGGAGGAGUUCGAGAGCCUCGCCCACCAAGACCGGCACGAGUUCUACGAACUGCUGUUGAACUACUGGCGCUGCCGGAAGCAGCUGCUGCUGGCCGAGGCGAAGCUGCAGGCCUUGGCCUCGGACUGCCGGAGCGUCAGGGACCGCCUGUGGACUUUCAAGGACGAGCAGCAGUUUGCUCAGGGGGUCUGCGCCGACCAGAGCAAAGUUUCCGGCAGCCACCGCUACCAGACCGUGGAGGCGAACGCAGGCGCCCUGGGGGAGCUGAAGCGGCUGUUCGAAGAGCAAGCGGAGCACGUGCAUCAGACAUUGGCCCUGCACCUGUACACCUCUGUGCUGUCCCGCCUGCAGGUGGAAUCUUACAUCUACGGGUUGCUCAGAGGCUCCCCCCUGCUGAGGUCUCUGGGGGCACAGCUGCAAGAGCCAGUGCUGCAGCAGCUGGAAAGCGACUCUUCAGACUUGGGUCCCUUGAAAGAAUGCAUCAGCGUUCUCUUCAGUUUCACCCGCCGAGCUGUCGAAGAUGCCCAGUUCCAGGGCGACGUCCUCUCGUGGCUCCAGAGGCUGGUUUCAGUCUUGCAAAGGGUGGGCUCUCCAGGGGACCACCUCUUCCUCUUGAACCACAUCCUCCGAUGUCCGGCCGGCGUCAGCAAAUGGGCAGUUCCUUUCGUUCAGAUCCGGGUCUUGGGUAACCCCUCCGGAGUCUUUCAUUUCAUGCAGUCCCUUGCGUUGCUUAUGUCUCCCGCCAAAGGCCGAGCAGAAUUUAUGUGCCACAUGAAGCCGUGUGAAAGGCAGUCUUCCUCAUCAUCUGGGCAGGAAUCCGGAAAUUGGACUUUGGUCGAUGAAGGAGGAGAAGAGGAUGAAGACCCUGACACGAGCUGGGUCCUUCUUCUUGAAGACGACCUGAUCGCCCUCCUUUCUCAGUUCCCCUUCCACGAACUCUACCAGCACAUGCUCAGAUUUGACAGUAAAGGUGUUUAUGCUCCAGAAAGAACCACAGCCCACGAAAUGAUGAAGAUCUUGGCAUUUGCUAAUUCGUUAGUGGAGCUCCUAGCGGUGGGGCUGGAAACCUUCAACCGGGCGCGCUACAGGCAGUUUGUGAAACGCAUCGGCCGCCUCAUCAGGAUGACACUUUGCCACGUGAGUGAUCACUGGGCCCAGUACGUCAGCCGCGCGAAGAACUAUGGCUCCGCCGCGCCCCCUUACUCGGUCGAGAAGCUGCAGGUGGAAUUCGACGAACUCUUCCUGAGGGCUGUCCUCCAUGUGCUGAAGGCAAAAAGGCUGGGGGUGUGGCUCUUUAUGUCCGAGAUGCCGUACGGGACCCUAUCCAGCGGGAUGCUCUGGAAGCUCUUCUCCAUCAUGCACCGUGCAGAAAGCGAGAACCCGGAGAAGCUGUGCGCCGCCAUGCGCCUGGCCGACUGCAAGCGCGAACUCAAAGACCCAGCCCACCUGGAGAAGUUCACCAAGUACCUGCAAUCGAUGAACGGCUCGGAGGAAAUUUGCCUGCUGACGACGUUUGCCCAGAUGGCGCAGACCAAGGGGGAGGAUGCGGAUGAGGAUUUCGUCCGAGUCAUUGUGCUGGAAAUCUACGAGGUAUCCUACGUCAGCCUUUCCACAAGAGAGACGUUCUCUAAAGUGGGCCGGGAGCUCCUCAGCUCCAUCACGGCCAUCCACACUGGCAUGAUUUCCGUUUUGCUGGACCGAGUCCAAGAGACCAUCGAGAACGUCGGAAUGGUUUCCCUUUAUUUAUUCAAAGAACUCCCGAUGCACCUCUGGAAGCCGUCCGCUUCGGAAGUGGCUUUGCUCCGCGCCUGGCUGCUGGAUUACAACUUGACCGCCGUCGAGAACAAGCUGGCCUGCGUCAUUCUGGAAGGGCUGAAUUGGGGAGCUGACGAGCACGGGUGCCUCCAUCUUGAUCCAGCUGUGCACGCAGAAGUUGCCCUGACCGUCUUAGAAGCUUACCAGAAGUAUCUGCCCCAGAAACCGUACAGCGGACUGAUCUCAGAAAGCAUCAAGCAGGUCUCCUACCUGGCCAGCGUCGUUCGGUACGGAGAGACGCCCGAAACCUCCUUCAACCAGUGGGCGUGGGGGCUGGCGCUGAGGUUGAAACUGCACGCCAACGAUCAUGGCAUGGGGCAGGGCUGGCCUUCCGUUCCUGUCUCCCGGACGGUGCCCGAGCUGGCGGAAUCUCCCACGCUGCAUCCGCUGCUGAAGGCCGUCAGAGCAAGCCUUCCCAUUGGCUGUUACCUGGCGCUGGCCAUGACGACGGUAGGCCACAGCAUCGAAAAGUUCUGUGCCGAAGGGAUCCCUCUCCUGGGCGUUCUGGUGCAGUCGCGGCACCUGAGAACCGUCGUUCACGUGCUGGAUAAAGUCUUGCCGCUCUUCUACCCUUGCCAGUUUUACCUGCUGAAGAACGAACAGUUCUUGUCGUACCUCCACCAGUUCCUUCAGCUGGACAGCGGCGUUCCCCAAGGGAUGACCCAGCAGGUGACCCGUACGGUGGCCCAGCACUUGACUGGGGUGAGCUACGGUGAAAACAUCAAGUUGCUCAACGGCCUGAUUCAGAAUCACGUCUUUCUAAGCAGCCAUCCCAAUGGAGUGGGGCCAGCAGCUGUCCUGGAAUUCUGGGCGCAGACCCUCACCAGCCAGCCGGCCUGGCACAAGGAGAGAGCCACGCUGUGCCUGAUGGACCACCUGUGCCAGGCAGCUUUUCAGUUUAACCAAGAGGACUGUGUCCAGAAGCUGCUGUAUCAGCAGCACAAGAAUGCCUUGGGCUACCACUGUGAUAAGGGGCUGCUAUCUUCCUUAGUCAGCUGGAUCGUGGCUGGAAACGUCACGCCUUCUUUCAUCGAGGGGACCGCCAAUUCCAUGCAGGUUUGGUUCGCAUGGACCGUUCUGAACACGGAGUCCAUCUUCGAAGAGGAUUCCCAGCUGCGUAGAGUCGUGGAGAAGGAGUUAGUCAUCAACUCGUUGACCCCUGAUCAGGCUUUGAAGAAAGCUCAGGCCCAGCUGAAGUUGCCCAUCGUGCCUUCCCUGCAGCGGCUCCUGAUCUAUCGCUGGGCGCAGCAGGCCCUGGCCACGCCCGAGGAUCAUCCCCUCCUGCCCCUCAUCUGGCAGAAGUUCUUCCUCCUCUACCUGCACCGCCCGGGGCCGCAGUACGGGCUACCCGUAGAUGGCUGCAUCGGGAAAAGGUUUUUCCAGAGUCCCGCUCACCUUAGCCUCUUGAACGACCUCAAGCAGCGACUGAUAGAGGCAGCCGACUUCCACCACGUGGCCAGCAAAGCUCUCCGGCCCAAAAGCCCGGAGGAGGGCAGGGAAAGCGCGACAGAGAAAGGAUGCAGGAAGCCCGACUGCUUGACCUCCCCAGAGCUGCACAAGGAGCUGGUUAGGCUUUUCAAUGUGUGUGUUCUGUGGCUGGACGAAGAGAGCUUCCAAAAAGGGGACACGUAUAUCCCCUCCUUGCCAAAGCAGUAUGAUGCCCACAGGCUUGCCAAAAUCAUGCAGAACCAGCAGGAUUUAUGGAUGGAGUUCGUCAACGUGGAACGCAUACAGCACGAAUUCGAGGAAGCGAUAAACUUCUGGCUUCAGGUCAGGGUGGAAUCGCACGCGUCUCCAAGCGCCUUGUCGGCGCAAAUGGACUUCACGAACCCUUUGUUGGCCAAAGAGAGAAUCCUCAGCAAUCUGCAAAAGUAUGACGCACCCCAGCCGUCUCUCCCCCUCCAGCCGAUGAAAGCCCCCGUGCCUGUGAUUUCUCCUUCCAGCGUCACGAAGCAGAACGAAGCCAAAGAGCUGGUUCGUGCCAACCUCAGCAUCUUGCAACACCAUGCCAAAACUGCAGCGAUCCGAGAAUCCCAGCAAGUUGCUUUUAACAGUGAGAUCCUGGACACUUUGCCAAAGCUGUACACCAACAGAGAAGAGCAAGUGGUUCUUCACCUGGAGUGUCGGGGCAGUUCCGGGAAACCUUGCCAAGGAGCAGCCCUUGUGACCAUUCAGUUUGAAGGGAAGUAUAAAAACGAAGCCGUCGGCCAACAGCUCCACGCCCUGAAGAAAGAAGUGAAGCUGCUGCAGGCGGAAGCCACGAAACCCCCCGCUCCGGGCAUCGUGGAAGCGGCGGUCCACUUGGAGAACUUCAUCACAGCUUUAAUCAACCUCUACAAGCUGCAACCUGUGCCAGGGAUUCACAAAGUCGGGAUCAGUCUGUUCUUUGCAGUGGUGGGCUUCGUGAGUGACGAAACGCAGCGCCAUCCGCCCACCAGGCAGUUCUUCAGCUCUUGCAUUGAGAUCCUCGGCCAGGUCUUCGUGGCGGGAACCAAGUCGGAAUGCCGACCUCUUCUGCGGACCAUCCUGAAGAACCGGAGGCUCUGCACCCUCCUCUCCCCUUAUCUCACCCCCGUCGCCUCCCCGGAGGAGUUUGUGGACCUUUACGAGCAAGUGGUCUCUUCCCUCAGCGAUGACAACAGUGACGUCAUCUUCAUGCUGCUCACCAAGUUCGAUCUCCCACAGUGGCUGCACAGUUCGAAGCCCCCUCUGUCCGAUCGCACCAGGCUUCUGGAGUCCAUCCACUUGGCGCUCAAGACCUGCGGCUUCGAGCCCGAGGAAGACGUCUCGAUGCCUUACAACCUCUUCUGCAAGCACUGGGCCUGUCUUCUCCGGUAUCAGUUCCCCGACCACUACAGCACUUUCCUCAGGCUGCUGAUGCAAAGUUCCUCGGAUCAGCUCCUGCGCCCCGACUGCUGGAAGGCGUCCCUGAAGGCCUUGGGUUGUUUCCCCUCAGCAGCCAAAAAGAGUGCUGGGAAAGAGGAGUCCACAGAAAACGGAGCCUUGCAAACAUCUGCGGAGACGCUUCUCUCAGCAGAACAGGUCAUGGAGACUAUUGAAUGGCUCUCCAACUACUUCCUCAAACUGCGCUUGUCUUCGAGAGACUUCCAGACCUUUGGCUUGUUUUCCAAGUGGGCCCCUUACAUUGCCCAAGUGAAGCGCUUCGUGGAGUAUCUCGUCAACCGGCUUAUUGACUCAGAGGCCGCCAGCUUGGAACAGGAAGCGGUGGGCAGCGAGAGUGUCCUGGCAGCUCUGCAGUCAUUACAUUUGGUCAUCACCCAGCUCUUUACGCCUUGGAUUCUCGUUUUGCAGCAGGAAGAUGCAAGCAAACAGCCCUGCUAUCCGUGGCUGGAAAGCGACACUCCCGUGGCUUCCCAUAUGGUUCAGUUAUACGCAGACAGCAUUGGAGCCCUACACAGAAGUUUUAAAGAUAAGCUGCUGCCCAGCCACCAGGGGGCGCUUUGGCUCCACCUGAUGCACUACUGCCAGACCUGCACGGCCCCCAAGAUGCCCGAGCACAUCCUCUACGCGCUCCACACCGAGUACGGGCGCCUCCCUUGGAAGGAGAUGCAUCCCGACCCUCAACUCAUGGAAGAGUUCUUUAAAAUUGAAAGAGGCAGCCCCAAAAGCUGUUUCCUCUUCUUGGGCUCGGUCUUAUGCGAAGUCAACUGGGUGAGCGUCCUCUCGCACGCCUGGCACCCCAGCCCGCCUCCGGAGACUCAGAACAUGAUCGUGUGCCUGCUGUACAUGGUGGUCUUGCUGGCGAAGGAGCAGCAGCUGGUCACCAAAGAGGAGUCCCCGCUGCUGAACCUCCUGGGCCAGACCAGUUCCCUGCCCUGGCAGCUCGUCGGCAUCCUGUCCUACCAGAGCAUCGUCGGCUACCUGAACAGCCACUACCCGCCGUCCAUCAUCCUGGCAAAAGAGCCCGCGGCCGAGCUGCUUGUCCGGCUCCUGAAGACCUCCGCUGGCUUUGGCGCCUCGUCCGAUGGCCACGUGCACCUUGACGCAACCCUCAAGUGCCAAGCCUACGUUCGCCAGACGGUCCAUUUCCUCAGCAUCCUGGAGCAGAAUGGGAAAAUCAGCCUGCAGGUUCUGGAGCAGGAGAUGUCCAAGCUGCUAGAUGACAUUGUCCUCUUCAACCCUCCAGACGCCAACGUGCAGGCUCGCCACCUGGCUUUGAGCAGCCUCUUCACGGAAGCCCUGAUGAUGCUGAACAACGCCAGCGUCUCGGCAGCUGAGUCCCUCCGGGUCGCCCUGCGGGGCUGGAUCGGGGUCACCGUCCACGGGUUCGGGGUGAUGCCCCUCCUGACGGCCGUGUGCCAGAGCCUGGCGUCGGUCCGGCACAUGGCGGAGACCACGGAAGCCUGCAUCGCGGCCUAUUUCAACGAAGACUCUUCGCCUAACCAGGGCUUGGGCUGGGGCCCCCUCGUAGCUGCCUUGCAGGUGCCCGAGCUCACCGCCGAAGACUUCCUGCAAGAGUGCCUUUCCCUUGGCAGCUACCUGACCCUCUACGUCUUCACGCUGCAGAGGCUGAAUGCUGAGCAGACCUCGGCCAACGAGAUGAGGGUGCUGCUGACGCUGAGCAAGUGGCUGGAAGAGGCGUAUCCCAGCUCUGCCGAGGAUGAAGCCAAGCUGUUCCUUUGGUGGCACAAAGCCCUGCAGCUCUGCCUCCUCCAAACCGAGCAGGACGACGCCGUGUUGAUGGAGGCGGUCAUCCGGACGCUGACGCUGCUGCAAGGCCGCCAUGCCCUGCUGGCCGAAGAGAGGCUCUCUUCCGGGAUACUCGGGGCCAUCGGCUUGGGCAGGAAAUCUCCUUUGUCGAACAGGUUUCGGGUGGUCGCUCGCAGUAUGUCGGCCUUCCUGCUGGUACAGAUUCCCGUGGAGAAUCAGAUCCGGUUGCGGCCUGGCACAGAACUGCAGCUGUCCGCCAAAGCUCAGCAGGCGCUGCACGCUCUCGACUCGCUGGCUUCCAACAAACAUUACGCGGCGUUCCAGGAGCAGAUCUCCCAGGCGUCCGGCUUUAUCAAGGACCCUCAGCAUUGCCUUCACCACGGGGCCGACCUGUUGGCGAUCCUACUGAACACGUUGUACCCGGAAGUGCAUUUCUUGGACGCGAUACGAUAGCGAUAAGCCGAGCACGGGCCGCCCCUUGUGGUGACUGUGGCCGACCUUCUGUUUACAUUUGAUGUCGAUGUUGCACAUGUGAACUCGUGGCUCGCAGGGUCCCUGUUAGCUUCCAAGGCUCUUAAUCAA
Messenger RNA from Heteronotia binoei (common prickly gecko), 7943 nucleotides. It is a transcript of the gene EPG5, whose product is annotated as ectopic P-granules 5 autophagy tethering factor. Gene Ontology annotation, biological process: autophagosome maturation. Gene Ontology annotation, cellular component: cytoplasm. The record is from RefSeq and is a predicted model, not a curated record. Lineage: Eukaryota; Metazoa; Chordata; Lepidosauria; Squamata; Gekkonidae.